Messenger RNA from Glycine soja, 891 nucleotides. RefSeq lists its product as uncharacterized. The record is from RefSeq and is a predicted model, not a curated record. The transcript has a single exon. The coding region runs from base 1 to 891 and encodes 296 amino acids. Lineage: Eukaryota; Viridiplantae; Streptophyta; Magnoliopsida; Fabales; Fabaceae.
AUGGAGAAGGGUGAAAAGGUCUUACCUACUAAGACCAAUAGUCGAUUAGCAAGGGAGGCUAGAAAACAGAUACCCUCAGUCCCAGUGAAGGACAUCUCAUAUCCCUUGGUGCCAUCAAAGAAAGAUAAGGAGCGAUAUUUUGCUCGAUUUCUUGACAUCUUUAAUAAGCUGGAGAUCAUCAUUCCUUUUAGAGAGGCCUUACAGCAGAUGCCUUUGUAUACCAAAUUUCUGAACAACCACCUCCCGAAAAAAGGGAAAUAUAUCAAUAAUGAAAGCAUCAUGGUGGAAGGAAGUUGCAGUGCUAUGAUCCAGAAGAACUCACCACAAAAAUUCAAUAACCCAGGAAGUGUAACCAUCCUAUUCUCUAUUAAGGAUGUGUCAGUGGGUAAAGCUCUCCUUGAUUUGGGGGCAAGCAUCAAGCUAAUGCCCUUAUCUAUGUGCCGAAGAAUUGGGAAUCUGAAGAUUGCUCCCACCAGAAUGAUGCUUCAGCUAGCAAACUGUUUGAUCAACAAACCAUAUGGUGCAGUUGAAGACGUCCUUAUCAAGGUUCGCCAAUUCACUUUUCCGGUGGACAUUGUGAUAAUGGAUAUAGAAGAUGAUUUUGAUAUUCCUCUAAUAUUGGGCAGUCCAUUCAUGCUUAUUGCAAAAUGUGUUGUGGACAUGGGGAAUGGCAACUUAGAGAUGAGUGUGGAGGACCAGAAAGACACUUUCAACUUGUUUGAGGCAAUAAAGCAUCCCAGUGAUAGCAAGACCUGCUUUAAGAUGGAGGAAAUUAAGCAAGAAGCUGACCUUGUUGGGCAACACCUGAAGUCUAUGUUUCUAGAAGAAGAUGAAGUCAAGCCGGUUGUGAAUCCAACAAACCCUUCCAUUGUCCUCCCGGGGCCAAGGUGA